Gossypium raimondii (Peruvian cotton) is the source of this 1519-nucleotide messenger RNA. Its product is annotated as putative disease resistance protein At1g50180. The coding region runs from base 4 to 630 and encodes 208 amino acids. Lineage: Eukaryota; Viridiplantae; Streptophyta; Magnoliopsida; Malvales; Malvaceae. The transcript is spliced from 2 exons. Gene Ontology annotation, molecular function: ADP binding. The record is from RefSeq and is a predicted model, not a curated record.
CGUAUGGUUAUUAUAUACGUAAUAAUGGAUGAGUACGUGCUUCAUGUGGGAAACCGCCACCACCGGCAUGGAUUCAAAGCUUUCCUUGCAAAAAUAGAUUGUCUAGUAAAGGGUGUGAAGAGACGCCAUGAAAUAGCUUCAGAGUUUCAAGAUAUCAAGACACGGGUACGUGAAAUCCGGGAAAGGAGCGAGCCUUGCAGCUUCAACACCUUUGGAGGUAGUGCCGAGGAUAAAACUUGGCGUGACCCUCGAAUGGGGCUCCAUUUCGUCGACAACGAUGCACUUGUGGGGAUUGAUUCUUUGAGAAAAAAUUUGGGAAGAGAACCGAUACAUGGUGAAUCUAAUCGUACUGCGAUUUCAGUGGUGGGCAUGGGAGGAAUUGGCAAGACAACUCUGGCCAAGAAAGUUGCUGACGAACAGAUCGCCACAGGGCACUUUGACUGCCAUGCUUGGAUUACUGUCUUAAUGAUACAAGGUGAGGGAUCUACUAAAGACCAUGAUAAGGCAAUUUGUAAGUCUAGGAAAAAGCCUUAUCCCAGUGAGGUUAAUGCAAUGGACGGGGAAGAGCUGAUUGAAAAAUGCAGAAACUUUCUGCAGGAGAAGAGUAUUUUGUUGUGUUCGAUGAUGUAAAAGAAGACUUGGGGAGAAGUACAAUAUGCAUUGUUUGGUAAUGACAAAAGCAGUAGAAUUAUGCUAUUGAGCAAACGUCCCUCCAUCAAUCACUACAGAUUAUCUCAGCAAAAGAGGAGGAACCUCUGCAAUUGCAAUCAAUGUGAUCUCCUCUUCUUUUGUAUUGCCUUCGGCUUCAAGGACGAUUGGAAAAGUUACCCCAUUGGAUUUCCGAUCUCAAGUGCCUAGUUCGAAUUCGACUACUUUGGUCGCAAUUAUCCGAGAUUCCUCUCAACAUUCUUGGUGAAUUGCCCAAGUUGUUGGAACUUUUUCUUUAUAAGGGAUGCAAUGGAACACAACUUCAUUUCGAGAGUGGAUACUUUCCAGCACUCAAGAUUUUAAUCCUUGAGAAAUUGGAUAGGCUGAAUAGAUUGGCAAUCGAUGAAAAUGCAUUCCAUCUUGUUGAACACCUCUUUAUUGGGUCUUGUCAACAGUUGAAGAUGCUGCCAUCCGACAUCUGCCAUAUGAAAUGCCUUAGUGUGUUUGAAGUUAGUCUUAUGUCCAAAGAAUUUGUUAGAAGAAUGCUACCAGGAGUUGGUGAAGACCAUUGGAAAGUUCAAAAUAUAGCAAAUGUCCAUGUCUACAUCAUCAACACUGAACAACAAUAUUUAGCCAACAAGCUUGGUGAUUCUACCUUGUUAGACAGCUUAAAUUAGAAGUAGAGGUGUGGUUCUUAUCUACUAAUCCAUGAUGGUUCAAUGCCUGAAGAAAUCAACCAAAAACAGUGGUCCUUUCUUUUCACAUCAAGGCUGGCUGGAUGUACACCUUGCUACUUGGCGAUAAUUUGUGGGUCUUAUAUUUUAAUUUAUCGUAGUUAUGUUUAAUGCAUUUUGUCUUAAACCAAAAGCCG